Aspergillus clavatus NRRL 1 is the source of this 969-nucleotide messenger RNA. RefSeq names its product cytochrome b5 reductase family protein. NCBI's taxonomy places the organism in Eukaryota, Fungi, Ascomycota, Eurotiomycetes, Eurotiales, Aspergillaceae. The transcript is spliced from 4 exons. Gene Ontology annotation, biological process: ergosterol biosynthetic process. The record is from RefSeq and is a predicted model, not a curated record. Bases 1 to 969 code for a protein of 322 amino acids. Gene Ontology annotation, molecular function: cytochrome-b5 reductase activity, acting on NAD(P)H.
AUGUUCGCGCGCCAACCUCUCCGCUUUGCUCAGCCCUUGAAGCAGGGCUUCCGCAAGUAUUCCACGGAGGCUCCCGCCAAGGGCAAGUCAUCUCUCGCUCCGAUCUACAUCUCGGUCGGUCUUGCUGGUCUCGGUGUGGGAUUGUAUCGCUACAGCACAGCCAGCGCUGAGACGCCCGUUGUCGAUCGCCCCAAGGUUUUCACCGGCGGAGAGCAGGGAUGGGUUGACCUCAAGCUGUCCGAGAUCGAGAACCUGAGCCACAACACCAAGAGACUGCGCUUCGAGUUCGCCGAUAAGGAGGCUGUCUCCGGUCUGCAGGUUGCCUCUGCCCUGUUGACCAAGUUCAAGCCCGCUGAGGGCAAGCCUGUCAUCCGUCCUUAUACCCCCGUGAGCGAUGAAGAUCAACCCGGCUACCUUGACCUCGUCGUCAAGGUCUACCCCAAUGGACCCAUGUCCGAGCACCUCCACAGCAUGAACGUCGAUCAGCGACUCGAGUUCAAGGGCCCCAUCCCCAAGUACCCCUGGGAGACCAACAAGCACAAGCACAUCUGCCUGAUUGCCGGUGGUACUGGUAUCACCCCUAUGUACCAGCUGGCCCGCCAGAUCUUCAAGAACCCCGAGGACCAGACCAAGGUCACGCUGGUGUUCGGCAACGUCAGCGAGGAGGAUAUUCUGCUGAAGAAGGAGCUGCAGGAGCUGGAGAACACCCACCCCCGCCGCUUCAAGGCAUUCUACGUUCUGGACAACCCUCCCAAGGAGUGGACCGGCGGCAAGGGCUAUGUCACCAAGGAGCUCCUGAAGACCGUUCUGCCCGAGCCCAAGGAGGAGGACAUCAAGAUCUUCGUCUGUGGGCCUCCCGGCAUGUACAAGGCCAUCAGUGGCCCCAAGGUCAGCCCCAAGGACCAGGGUGAGUUGACGGGUCUCCUUGCGGAGCUCGGAUACAACAAGGACCAGGUGUACAAGUUUUAG